Messenger RNA from Rhipicephalus sanguineus (brown dog tick), 2134 nucleotides. Its product is annotated as testis-expressed protein 9. Bases 164 to 451 code for a protein of 95 amino acids. The transcript is spliced from 4 exons. NCBI's taxonomy places the organism in Eukaryota, Metazoa, Arthropoda, Arachnida, Ixodida, Ixodidae. The record is from RefSeq and is a predicted model, not a curated record.
AAAUCGGAGGUGUAUCAGCGUGCCCGUAUUGUUGGCUCACUGGAAUGUCAGUAUUAACCGAAUAUUGCUUAGGAGUGUAUAUGUGUUGCGUGCAAUAAGCAAGCGCCGAGACAUGGCAUUCGUUCUGCAUUAGCAUGGCUUUGCAGUUGGUUAUUGAAUCAGCAUGGGGGACACCAGCGACAAGCUACCGGAGAUUGAGAAGUCGUCCUCGAAGGACUAUUCGACGCAGAGAUAUGGUGGCGAGGACAAAGCCAUGGCCGAGCUUUUGGAGAAGAACCAGCAGCUUGAAAAGCAAAAGGCCGAUCUGCUUGCGCUCAUCAAGAAACAAAUGAAGUUGAUUGACAUAUUGAAGAAGCAGAAGAUCCACUUGGAGUCCACAAGGAUCAUACAGUUCACAGAAGACGAAUUGAUACACCUCUUCGGGAUAGAUAAGAAGGACCAAAAUCUGUAGAACAUAGGGCGCUGCGCAGUUUUACAGGCAAAUCAAUGUGUACACUUGUGCAAUAGGCAUGUAGACCAGGGACCAGAUAUUUGCAAUCGAUUGCGAGUAUUGUAGGGAGGUUCCAAAAGCAGGAAAAACACUGCUUGUUGCUUUGAUGUUAAUACCUUUACGUGUGCUGCUCUUAGCCUCUUCAAUAGAUAGACCUCGCUGGAAACGACUUGGGCCCACACACAAGUAUGAGGAAUCUGGAUGUCUUGCUCCAAAGUGCAGCCUUGCAGCAACCAUGAAGUCUGUGUAGACUAUUCGUUAGAAAGAAAACUUCCGUGGAAGUUUGGAUACAUCAUAAGACUGUGAUAUGUUACAACAGAAACACACCUCGGUGUUGCUAAAAAUUUCUUGUACCUAGCUAUGUUUCACAUUGGCGUGGCAGAUGUUCAGGAAAAGUGCCGAGUUUUAAGAACAAAUUUUCCUUGGAGUUUUCAUCUUUAUAAUUUAUGGACAUUGUGUUCAUGAGGGAUUACAUUUGCCGAUGAAACAAGUAGAAACAAUACAAAGUGCUUUCAAAUUUAACUAUAGUAUAUUGAUCAUCUACAACCUUCCCAUGGUCUUACAUCUAAAUGGAAAAUUCUCAUACACCAGGACAAAAUGUACAACAGCUGAAACAAUUUUAAGCUCAUAUAAUUGGCAGUCUCACCUGCUUUCCAGACUAAACAGAGAUGCAUAGGUUUCAUGUGUAACGAUUACGAAAUAAUUACAAAUAGUAACUUGUAACAGGCCCUAUUGUAAUAAGGAGGUUGAUAGGUGCCAAUCAGGAAAGCAGGUAACUCUUGUUCGUUCACAAAGCAGGGCUUAGAUUCUUGCUUGGCACAAAAGAAGAAACAUCAUCUGUGAAGAAAGAACAUCAGAUAAAAUAUUGAAAGGUUGCAAUGUCUCGAAGCAAUUGACAGGAUAUAAAAGGAGUCCACAGUAUUGGGACGAAAUUUCUACUACGAAGGCCUUUUUCAGGGGACACUAGACCAUGAAGGUAUUCUUGUAAAAACUAUUUUAAAUAAUUUCACUGUAACAGAUUGACUAUCAAAGAGGAAGAUGAAUGUUAAAUUUCCAACUUUUCAAUUCUAAGACACUAUGUUGGCGUGACAUCAUGGACUUGAAUACAUCUUUUCCAGUUUGGGUGGUCGUGGGUCAGUAUACAUUCUUGAUGCUUUCCUAGUGUUUUGCUUUUUGUUUCCCUGAAAGAUUGCUGUGAAUACUGCCGACAAAAAAAAAAACUAACAAGGCGCGAGAAGAUGCCGUCAGAACUUGUGUUAUCGGGGCGAGCUACAGCAGAAACUUCAAGGUGGCAUCACCACCUGUUUUUUUUAAUUCCAGAGUUUUUUUUUUUCUAGCAGUCCUAGCAUCAUGAUAAGAGCGGCUUUUUUGGUAUUGAGGUAUCUGGAAAAAAUUCAGCGGCAAUUCAGGGGUACAUGCGAGGAAAAUUAGUCGGCAUUACCUUUAAUUGUUUGCGCUUUGCCAAUAAGUGAUUUUCUGUCUGCAAUUGACAUGUGAUGUUGUCGCCACUCUUGCCAUAGCCCAUGACGGGCUGCAAUAUGUAGAAAUGAAUAAAAUAAAUAAAACUACCUCUAAUUACCAUGACUUAUCUUGAUAGCCAGCACUAGUUAGCAGCGGUGGUGUCGUGUGAGCAAAUAGGCAGGC